Clonostachys byssicola is the source of this 648-nucleotide messenger RNA. Lineage: Eukaryota; Fungi; Ascomycota; Sordariomycetes; Hypocreales; Bionectriaceae. The record is from the annotation of a GenBank genome assembly.
AUGAGAGACGCUGGGGAUAACAAUGACCACCGGCAAAGGGCUCGAGUCGGUAGGGGCCUAGAUUCCUCGGAUCAAACUGGAACACCUCCUCGCGGGCCCCGCAACAAUUUUGCCAGUAGAAGCCGUCGACGCAGGCCCGGACGCAACGACCGUGCCUCGAACCCACAGCACCGCUCGACGGACGACCAGCCCGAAGACUAUCAACGACAAUCCUCCCCCGGUGACACCCGUCGAGCUGACAAGAGUAAUGACUUGAUUCCGCGUUUCAGCGCCAAGUCCCACCGUGAUCGAGAGGCUGAGGGCAGGUCCGGUCGCGACCGUGAUCGAAACCUUUCGCCAUCGUCAUCCAAGCGACAACGAAGCCGGAGCUCCAGCCAGUCUUUCACGGCUUCGCAGCGGAAGAAGCGCAGGGGCUAUCAGGGUCAUCCUCGCAACAGGAACGAUAAUCGAGCCGAGCACAGCUUCAAGAGAGGUCGCAGACCUUCUUCGAAACAUCGCCAGUCACCUCGCCCGCACGCGUCCCCGUCCCGGGCCGAGAACGCUAAUUCUCUGUCCAACCGCCAUUCAAGCCCCGUGUCUCCCAGGGCUCCUGAGGACGGUGGCCAUUCUGGCGGACAGGAGUCAAGACGUUCCAUCCCCAACUGGUGA